Oreochromis aureus is the source of this 2731-nucleotide messenger RNA. Its product is annotated as obscurin-like. Lineage: Eukaryota; Metazoa; Chordata; Actinopteri; Cichliformes; Cichlidae. Gene Ontology annotation, molecular function: transmembrane signaling receptor activity. The transcript is spliced from 13 exons. Gene Ontology annotation, biological process: cell surface receptor signaling pathway. The record is from RefSeq and is a predicted model, not a curated record. The coding region runs from base 219 to 2711 and encodes 830 amino acids.
AAGUUUUACUUUCUCUAACUUAAAAAAAAAAAAAAGUGAUAUUUGUUGACGUAUGGAACGAUUAAUGGUGGCAGAAGCGAAUGGCACUGCAGUUCAACUUUGUAUCAACAACAAACAUCUGAGUGUGGUUCACCAACACAUUUCCUGUUGCUUUAACGAAAAAAAAGGCAGUUGUCAGAGAGCGACAGGAAAGCUGCUGUCCUGAGCGCAGCAGAUCUAUGAGUCAACUGAGACACCCAGUCUCUACAUGUGCUACAUGUGCAGUUCAAUGGAAAAUGUGGCUGUUCAAGGUCUUCGGUGUAAUAUAUAUGGUCGCUGUGUGUGCUUCUGAGGAUAACGAUGCAACCACCUACAGUUAUUCAGAUAGCAAAUCAACAGCACCUCCUCCUUUUGUGCCUCCGGUACCAGUUCUGGAGCAAACUCCCUCCUCGUCAGACUUCUUCUCUUCUGAGAAAGUAGUGCUAGAAUGUAAAGCCACUAGCAGCUCGGAGCUGAUCUUCACAUGGAAGAAAAAUGGAAGCCCUCUAGGUUCCGGUCCAGAUUUAUCUCAGUACCCAGAUAAGUCAGUGCUUACAAUCACAUCAGCAUCACCACAAGAUUCUGGAAAUUACACCUGUGUAGUUGAGGGCAAAAAGAAGCCUAGUCAAACUAAAGAAAGUGGACCUGUCAACAUUCAAGUGAAUGAGAUUCCAGUUCCAACUAUAACAGAAACACCCAAGUGGGCACAUGUGUUCCCCACCGAGAGUGUGAAGUUCAAGUGUGGGAUUGGGCCGGACAGCCAUAACUGGAUAUAUACAUGGUACAGAGAUGGGACGCAGGUCAAUGCUGAUGGUACUGUGUCUUUUAAUACGAAUGGAGCUGGUCUUUCCAUCAGCUCUGCUUCAGCUGGUCAUACAGGAAAAUAUAACUGUAGUGGAAAAAUCCAGAACAGAGCUGUCACCAGCCAAACCAGUUCUGAAGUUUCUCUCACAGUGUAUGCUGAGAAACCCACUCUCACACUGACACGAGAUCCAGACUACGAUGUGAUGUUUGCUGGAGAAGCGGUCAACUUCAGCUGUGCCAUCAGUGUCCAAUCUGAGUGGACGUACCUGUGGUACAAAGAUGGCAGUGAGGUUACUGGAUCAUCAGACAAACUUGUAGUUCAAAUUCGUGGAACAGCAGAUGGGGGAUCGUAUACAUGCAAUGCAACAAGAGGUCAAAAUCCAACCUUCAUCACUGAUUCAAGUGUGCCUAAACAACUUAAAGUACAAGAAAACAAGCCUAAGCCCUCAAUGACUCAACAGCCAGAUGCUAAAAAGCUUUACGUAGGAGAAAACGUGUCCUUUGAAUGCAAAGUUGAAAACUCAGAUGGCUGGAGCUAUGACUGGUACAAAGAUGGAGCAUCAAUUCUCACCAACAGCAACAGUCUAAAAAUGGAAAGACUCGAUUUGUCAAAAGAGGGAGUUUAUAAGUGCAAGGCCAAAAGAGACAAAACAGGAUUCAACACAGAAUUCAGUGACCAGCGGACCUUACAAAUCUCUGAAAUUCCUGUUCCAACUUUGAAACUAGUAACCAAAUGGCCAGAUGUGUUCCCCACUGAGAAUGUAAAUAUGAGAUGUGAGAUGCAGACGGACAGCGCUGACUGGACAUACGCGUUUUACAGAGAUGGAACUAAGGUCCAGGAUUAUAAUUCAGCAACGGACACGAGAAGUCUUUCCAUCACCUCUGCUUCAGCCUCAGACAGGGGAAACUACAGCUGCUCAGGAAAACUGAAGAUCAGGGAUGUCUACAGCAUCACAAGUUCUCCACUAAAACUUAAUGUCUAUGCUCAGAAACCCACUCUCACACUGACACGAGAUCCAGAAUACGAUGUGAUGUUUGCUGGAGAAGCGGUCACCUUUAGCUGUGCCAUCAGUGUCCCAUCUGAAUGGAAGUACCUGUGGUACAAAGAUAACAGUCAGGUUACUGGAUCAUCAGACAAACUCACAGUUCAAAUUAAUGGAACAGCAGACGAAGGCUCAUAUACAUGCAAAGCAACAAGAGGUCAAAAUCCAGCCUUCAUCACUGAUUCAAGUGGAGCUAAACAGCUUAAAGUGCAAGCUCAGAAACCCACUCUCACACUGACACGAGAUCCAGAAUACAAUGUGAUGUUUGCUGGUGAAGCGGUCACCUUUAGCUGUGCCAUCAGUGUCCAAUCUGAAUGGACGUACCUGUGGUACAAAGAUGGUAAUCAGAUUACUGAAUCAUCAGACAAACUUGUAGUUCAAAUUCGUGGAACAGCAGAUGGGGGAUCAUAUACAUGCAAAGCAACAAGAGGUCAAAAUCCAACCUUCAUCACUGAUUUAAGUGGAGCUAAACAGCUUAAAGUGCAAGCUGAGAAACCCACUCUCACACUGACACGAGAUCCAAACUAUGAUGUGAUGUUUGCUGGAGAAUCGGUCAACUUCAGCUGUGCCAUCAGUGUCCAUUCUGAGUGGAAGUACCUGUGGUACAAAGAUGGCAGUCAGGUUACUGGAUCAUCAGACAAACUCACAGUUCAAAUUAAUGGAACAGCAGAUGGAGGCUCAUAUACAUGCAAAGCAACAAGAGGUCAAAAUCCAGCCUUCAUCACUGAUUUAAGUGCAGCUAAACAGCUUAAAGUGCAAGGUAAGUUUCUAUUGAUUCUUCUUCAAAAUAUUUAUUUGUUGUCUAGCAGGUUUGUUCCUGCUUUUAUUUCAGAAUCUUUUUCAUGAACACUUCACUUGCUUGUGAG